GGGACAUGGAGGUGGGUUAUGGGGAUGUGGGGGUUACGGGGACGUGGGGGUUACGGGGCAAUCCCGAUGGACAGGCGCCUCGCUCUCUCCUGCAGGAUGAGGGAGUGGUGGGUGCAAGUGGGGCUGCUGAGCGUGCCCCUCCUCGCCGUCUACCUGCACAUCCCGCCCCCCAAGCUCUCCCCGGCUCUCCUCUCCUGGAGGUCCUCCGGAGGCUACUUCACCUACAAGGACCAGAACAUCUUCUACAGAGAUUCGACCGGCGCCGUUGGCAGCUCCGACAUCGUCGUCCUCCUGCAUGGCUUCCCAACCUCCAGCUACGACUGGUGCAAGAUCUGGGAAGGGCUGACCCAGCGGUUUCACCGGGUGAUCGCUCUGGAUUUUGUAGGAUUUGGUUUCAGUGACAAGCCUAGGCCCCACCGCUACUCCAUCUUCGAGCAAGCCAGCAUCGUUGAGGGGCUGGUGCGUCACCUCGGCCUCCGCCACCAGAGAAUUAAUCUCCUGUCCCAUGAUUACGGGGAUACGGUUGCACAGGAGCUGCUCCACAGGUAUGAGCACAACAAAACUGGAAGCAUCUUGAUCAACAGUCUCUGUUUAUCUAACGGAGGGAUUUUCCCCGAAACGCACUACCCCCGCUUCAUCCAGAAGAUCCUCAAGGAUGGGGGUUUGCUGUCCCUCGUUAUCACACGGCUGAUGAAUUUCUUUUUCUUCUCCAGAGGGCUCGGGGCAGUCUUUGGGCCCUACACGCAGCCUUCGCAGGCAGAGUACUGGGACAUGUGGACAGCGGUGCGGACCAACGACGGCAAUCUCGUUGUUGACAGUAUUUUGCAGUACAUAAACCAGAGAAAGAAGCACAGAGACCGCUGGGUUGGGGCUUUGAUGUCCACCUCCGUCCCACUGCAUCUGAUCUACGGGCCCCUGGACCCCGUGAAUCCGCACCCAGAGUUUCUUCAGCUCUACAGGAAGGUGCUUCCCAUGUCGACAGUGUCUGUGCUGGACGAUCACAUUAGCCACUAUCCACAGCUGGAGGAUCCGACAGGCUUCCUGAACGCGUAUCUGAACUUCAUCAACUCUUUCUGAGCUGCUGCAGCUCAGUUCUCGCUCUCUGUUUAGGAGUCGGGCUUUGGGGGCAGGAAGAAACCUUGAUUUUUGUCUCCAGAUCCAACACUUUGCACUAACACCCUAAUCUUCGGCUGCCAAACUGCUGUGUUUAUGCAGUUAAAUCCUUUGAACAGCAGACGGGAUCAACCUGCAGGGAGGCAGGGACAAAACUCGCAACCUAAGCAGAGUUACAGCUCUUCCAGCCCUGCGCUCACCUUGCUUCUUGACCAGCCUAUCUCUGUACUUACACCGAGAGCCAGGAGGGCUCAAGGCAGAGCAGGGGCACUCAGGGGGAGGCAGAACACCUACAAACACCUGUGUUAGUUCAAGAGUCCUUACUUGCCUCCACAGCUAGGCUACGCUGCGUGCCACAGGCAGGCAGGAGCACUAGCAGCCAAGGGUUGAUGCGCAUAUUCCCAAGAUGGACGUUGGUUUGGGGUUGGUUUUUUUUUUUUUUGAGUUGCUGCACAGGCAGUUUAAAUUCUAUCCUUCUGCUAAGUGGUGUAAUACCCAGCCAGCUUGGCAGGACCGAAGAAUUUGAAGGUGAGUUUGCCAACACUAAAUACAGCAGGAGAGCUGGAUCUGUAAAUCCCCUAAAGUCUAGGCAAUGAUGCUCUGCACCCAUAAAGGGGUGUUUAAGCAUUGUAAUUAUCAUAGAACUGUUUGGGUUGGAAAAGCCCUUUAAGCUCCCCCAGCCCAACUGCCCCCCUACCCCUGCCAUCCCACCCCCAA
Messenger RNA from Egretta garzetta (little egret), 1830 nucleotides. It is a transcript of the gene MEST, whose product is annotated as mesoderm specific transcript. The coding region runs from base 19 to 1077 and encodes 352 amino acids. The transcript is spliced from 11 exons. The record is from RefSeq and is a predicted model, not a curated record. NCBI's taxonomy places the organism in Eukaryota, Metazoa, Chordata, Aves, Pelecaniformes, Ardeidae. Gene Ontology annotation, molecular function: catalytic activity.